UGAACGUCAACGUGAUCGCUCGAAACCAAACGAAACGCUUGCAAGCAACGUUCAAAAGCGUGAGCGCUUACAGCGCGUGAGCGUCCAAAUGAAAUGCAGCCACUGAAGGAUCUGAAUUUAUGCGGAAAUUUUAUAAAUAAAGAAUGGACAAAUAUACACUAAAUGGACGCAUUGGAGAAGGUGCACAUGGUUUAGUUCUGAAGGCGUAUGACACUGUUAAUAAGCGAGAAGUUGCUUUGAAGAAAGUAUUGCUUAAAAGGAUUGAGGAUGGGAUACCGACAUCCGUUAUACGAGAGGUUAAAACUUUACAACAAUUAAAGCACCCAUAUAUUGCAGAAUUAUUAGAUGUAUUUCCAGUGGGACUGGACUUUGUAAUGGUUUUUGAAUAUAUGCCAUCAGGUUUAUGGGAGUUGUUGAAGGAUAAUGAUAAACCUUUAAAUACAUCACAGAUAAAAUGCUAUAUUAAAAUGCUUUUGGAAGGGGUGGCUUAUAUGCAUGAAAAUAAUAUAAUGCAUAGGGACUUGAAACCAGCCAAUCUUCUAAUUAAUAGCGAGGGUAUUUUAAAAAUUGCUGAUUUUGGUUUAAGUAGGUUAAUGUGGAGUGAUAAUACCAAACCAUAUUCACAUCAGGUAGCAACCAGAUGGUAUAGAGCUCCAGAGUUAUUGUAUGGAGCACGCUUUUAUACUGCUGGUAUUGAUAUGUGGUCCGUUGGUUGUAUAUUUGGAGAAAUGCUUAAUAAUGCACCAUUAUUUCCUGGAGAAACAGAUAUUGAACAAUUAGCAAUUGUACUGAGGCUACUUGGUACACCAACAUCAGAAUCAUGGCCAGAGAUGACUAUGCUACCUGAUUAUAACAAAAUUACCUUUCCUUAUCACAGAGGUGUACCAUGGGAACAUAUUCUACCAGAUGCUCAUUCUGAUGCAAUCGAUUUAAUUAAGCAAAUACUGGUAUAUAAUUCUGCAAAACGUCUUAUGGCUAAACAGGCAUUACAACAUGUAUAUUUUCAUUCUGUACCAUUUCCGUGUUCGGUAAAGCAAUUACCAAAACCAUUGCAAGGACAUCGUAUGUAUUUAAAGUCUAAAGAAAUAGAUACUAAUACAAAGCUUACAAUACUUUUUAAGAACUUGUUGAGUGUGGUAUAA
This is a messenger RNA of Cephus cinctus (wheat stem sawfly), 1142 nucleotides long. Its product is annotated as cyclin-dependent kinase 20. The transcript is spliced from 6 exons. The coding region runs from base 144 to 1142 and encodes 332 amino acids. Gene Ontology annotation, biological process: protein phosphorylation. The record is from RefSeq and is a predicted model, not a curated record. Gene Ontology annotation, cellular component: nucleus. Gene Ontology annotation, molecular function: ATP binding; cyclin-dependent protein serine/threonine kinase activity. Lineage: Eukaryota; Metazoa; Arthropoda; Insecta; Hymenoptera; Cephidae.